CCUUAGGCUAGAGGCCAAUAUGGCACCUGUUGCCCAUGUUUGCCUCUGACUUGAGGUCGUUUAAGUCAACCCGCAAUGGAUGAGAGCCAGCCGACGUCAUGGCGGGGCGAGCCUGUACCCAUCGAGCAAUGGAUGGCAGGCGCCUUGAGCGCCCUGGCCUUUGCGCUUAUGCUGGCGCGAUGCUUCUGGAUUUCAUUGCUUUUGGCAAUCGCUGCGUUGAUUCUCGAAUUGCUGGCGCUAGCAAGCCACGGCUUGCAGAGAUACUUGGGCAUGGGGCCUGCACGAGUGGCAGUCGCCAUAGCUCCGGGAUCCAUUCGUUUUUGCAUUAUUAAUGCAAAUCUUCAGUCGCACAGCAUGAUUUCAAAACUGGCAGUGCUGCCUUUACCGCUGAUGUUGACCGGUUUCAGUGCCUCGGAGCUGAGUUUGGAGCUGCAGCGGAGCUUUCGGCUCCAGUUCCGGGCCAGCGGUUUGGGCCUGGCCGUGCGAUGUCGGGAGGCAAAUGAAUGGGAUAAAGUGGCUGCUGCACAGGGCGCACAAAGUGCUGCCCUUGCGCAGUUAGAGAAUCUCUUCAACAUCAUGGAGCGGAGAUAUCGCGAGGAGGUCGCGCUGACCUUCGCUGCGAAGUCAGAUAGAUUUGGUUCUGUGAAACAGAUGGUUGACUCAAUCAUCAACUGUGUGGAGGUGAAGGCUUCAGAUUUCUCCUUGAAGUUGGAAACAAUGAGACACACAGGUGAGGAGACUGAAAGCGCAGAGAAGUUCCUGGCGCACAUUCAGGUUGGCCUUUUUCAUUUGCCGGCUGCUGUUCCUGAAACGGAUCCCCAGAUGCCUUGUAGGGAGGUCUCUGCUUGCGAAGAGGGCGAGUCUUUCUGCCCACGUAUGCAGCGAGACAUCAGCAUCAACGGAUUUAAUUUGAACAUCCUGGGGGCCGCUGGUGCUGGACUUCGGUUAGAGGAGGACGAGGCCCAGGGUCAGCUGCAGGACGAUCUCUUUGGCUCCAUGCCCAACAUGUGCAUACGCCUGGCGAUGCCACCGGUGCUCAGCCACCUACUUUCAGGGCAAAGGCGGCCCUGGCGGCGCAUCAGCGCUGAUCUAACUGGCAGGGGCACUGCUGCAGGUACUCUGAAUGCCAAUGAGGCGCUAAUGAAAGUUGUUUGGGCGCUGCUUGGGCGCUAUCUUGCAGCUGGCGGAUGGGCAUACCAACUGCAACUUGCAGAGCUACGCGCAGUCCAGGGCGCUCAAAAUGCCGCUGAUGGAACUGUGUUGCAUCCGCAACCCCUGACUGAGGAGCGACGUAGCGAGCUGCUGGGUCAGCUCCGCCUGAAACAUUGGAACAAGUUGAAAGGGCAGCUCUCCAGCUGGGCUGCGGGAUGCUCCUACUACGAUUUGUUGGCCUUACGUUUGGAGGCUGCUGGCUGCCAUUUCCAAGAGGCAGAUGGGAAAGCAUUGUGGCGAAUGGCACUGGCAACCAUGGACAAGCACACGGCUCGAGAUUAG
Messenger RNA from Cladocopium goreaui, 1494 nucleotides. The record is from the annotation of a GenBank genome assembly. NCBI's taxonomy places the organism in Eukaryota, Dinophyceae, Suessiales, Symbiodiniaceae.